Molecule: messenger RNA, 813 nt
Organism: Solanum verrucosum
Lineage: Eukaryota; Viridiplantae; Streptophyta; Magnoliopsida; Solanales; Solanaceae
Exons: 1
Coding region: 251-670 (139 amino acids)
Source: RefSeq, a predicted model, not a curated record
AGGAAAGGAAAAAAAAAGAAAAAAAAAGGAGAGAUCUUGAUUGCAUGAUCUCCAUUAGAGAAGGAGGAGGAGGUGGAGGAGGAAGAAUCUGAAUGAGAGAAAAAUGACGACAAUGAAAGAAAAGUAGAGAACAUAUUUAGAGUAAAGGAGAGGAAAAGAAAGAAGAGAAGAAAAGAAACAACGGAAAAAGGAAGAAAGACGGAUUGAUCCUUUUGUAGAGAUAUAAAAGGAAAAAAAUUGAAGAAGGACAAUGGAGGAGAGGGUGGGGGAUUUGAGGGUUCCUCUGAUCUCUUCCUUGUUCUGUCUUUGUGUAUUAACUGGUGGUGUCCUCCUUGUUCUCUACCUUUUCGUGCCAGAUUACUCUCGGCCGUGGUUUGCUCCUGCAGGAUUGAUCUUGGUUGGUUCUCCUUACAUAUUUUGGCUCCUGACUUACAUUUACACCUGCUUGAAACACUGCUGUUUUGGCGAUAGCAGCAUUGAUGACAACCGCCAGAUUUCAAGGCGGACCUCAAGGGCUCCCACAAUGGGGAAACCUGGUGUUGCCAGGACUGAUUCCAAGGCAAACUCUGCUACUUCUAAUAGCAAUAACAUCAAUGAUGGUAAACAAGAUGGAGGAGAUUCAUCAUCUAUCAACUCCGCAAAGGAAAUUGAGAUGCCUUUAGCCGUAUGAAUAUUAAUCGACAUUAUGCAUGAGCUAAAACAUGAAAGAGAUAUUUGGAUUGCAGAGAUAUUAAUAAUAUGUAAUUGAAGGAUCAUGUCAUCAUUCAGGAGCUGCUAAGGAUGGCGAAGAUUGCGCACAAACGGUGAAUGUAA